GCCUCGAUAGCCUGCCUAUCGAACUAUCGAUCUUAAACAUCUGGCUCCAAAUACUCUGCAAUUCCACAGCAUCUACAUUGAAUUUAGGCUUUAAAAUGGAAUUUAAUCAUCAUGUGGAUACCGCACUGACCACUUUUGUGGACAACACAAAGUUCUUCAGGGAAAUGGUAGAUGUCGCGUCCGAUUUCAGUGAUGGCGGGGAGAUCCAGAAGCUGCUGGAGGAGAGCGCGCGUCUGCGCGUGGAGCACGCCGAGAAUCUCAUCCGUCUGAAGAGCAAGCACCAAUCACUUAACCAGGCUAUGCAGCAGGUGCAAAACUCGAGCUCCACCAUCGAGCAGUUCGAGGACGACUGGAAGGAGCGCUCCGAAGCGGUGGAGCAGAAGCGCAUCAAUGUCAAGAACAUAGCCGAGUUUAAGAACUUCAAGAAAACUGUGGAAUCUGCAGCUGCCCAGCUAGGUGCGGAGGUCAAUGGCCAAGCGAAUGGCGCCGCCCAGGAUGAGGACCUUAUCAUCGAAGGAAUCGAAGAGACCGGCGGCGAGAUUUUCUCGCUCUACGAUCCCUGGUCCAAGGCCCUGAUGAAGAACCCCGUGCGAAACAAAGUGUGCGGCCACAUCUACGACCGCGAUUCGGUGAUGCUGAUCAUCAAGGACAACAUUGGCAUCCUAUGUCCGGUGCUCGGCUGUGCCAACAAGAAAUACAUCCAGCCAGCGCACCUGGUCGAGGAUGCCAAUGUCCGGCAAAAGGUACAACAACGAAUGGCCGAAGAAAUUGAGGAUGGCACUGCCUCGGAGGAUGACGAUGAGGAUUGAUCCGAAUUCUGAUGAGCUAGGCUCUUACAUUUUCAUCUGUAUUAGUAAUACAUAUUUAUUGUUGUCGACUAAUAUGAAUAUAAUAGGUUCCUUUAAACUUAG
Molecule: messenger RNA, 911 nt
Organism: Drosophila teissieri
Lineage: Eukaryota; Metazoa; Arthropoda; Insecta; Diptera; Drosophilidae
Product: E3 SUMO-protein ligase NSE2-like
Exons: 2
Coding region: 96-809 (237 amino acids)
Biological process (GO): protein sumoylation; double-strand break repair via homologous recombination
Cellular component (GO): nucleus; Smc5-Smc6 complex
Molecular function (GO): zinc ion binding; SUMO ligase activity
Source: RefSeq, a predicted model, not a curated record